AUGGUACAGGGUUUUGGAAUCAUCUACUCUGAGCUUAUUAACAGAUUUGGUACCAGUAAAUCCGAAACGGGCUGGAUACCAUCUCUAGGAUCUGGUCUACUCCUCGCCUUCGGACCGGCGUCCAGUGUCCUGGUGAAGCUGAUUGGUUGUCGCGCGGUGGCGAUCACAGGGGCCUUGUUGAUAUCAAUGGGAAUGGUUUCCAGUAUGUUUGUUGGAGACGUGCACGAGCUUUACCUGACUUACGGGACUAUAACAGGUAUCGGCAAUGGUAUGGUAUUCCACUCGGCGGUGGUGGCGGUGAAUACACACUUUGACAAGUCACGACUGGCCCUGACUAUUCUUACUAUUGGAUCUCCAGCGUCUCUUCUAUCUACACCUUUCCUUACCACGAUCUGGAUCGAAACGUACGGGUGGAGAGGCACUUUUCUCUUGCUUGGCGGUAUAGGUCUCCAGGGAGUUGUAUGUGGCGCCCUCUUUCGACCACUUGAAACCAAGCCACAAGAGGAGAACGAGGGGACACUUGUUAAAAUCGCAACAAUCAAGGCGGAGUUAAAGGCCAUUUUUAGCAUCUCGGAUUUCACCCUGUUCUGUCUGUACUCAUCAUUCGGAACUCUUGGGUACAUGGUUCCCUACGUAUUAGUGCCAGCCAUGGCGGCGGAAAAAGGUGUCUCAUCUCUCCAGGUUCCUUUUAUCACCACGGUUGCCGGAGUGACGGGGUGA
Ylistrum balloti is the source of this 720-nucleotide messenger RNA. RefSeq names its product monocarboxylate transporter 4-like. NCBI's taxonomy places the organism in Eukaryota, Metazoa, Mollusca, Bivalvia, Pectinida, Pectinidae. The coding region runs from base 1 to 720 and encodes 239 amino acids. The record is from RefSeq and is a predicted model, not a curated record. Gene Ontology annotation, biological process: transmembrane transport; monocarboxylic acid transport. Gene Ontology annotation, molecular function: monocarboxylic acid transmembrane transporter activity. The transcript has 5 exons.